AUGCUUCCCAGCGCCCUAGCUUGGCACUGCGGGAGCUCCGCGGCGCUCCUUAGCUUGCCCGCGACUCCGGGAUUUGGCAAUUUCGGCAAAAGUUUCCUGAUCGAGAACUUGCUGCGGGCCGGCGGAGCCCCGCAGCAAGCCCCCCACAGCUUACCUGCCGCUCCCGUUCCACUCAAGCUGUGCCCCUCCGCUGCGGAACAAAUCAGCCCCUCCGGAGGUGCUUUUCCGAGCCGUGGCUGGCCUUUCCAAGCGCUUAACUCUUCGGCAGCGGACAGCAGGGCUCCGGCGGACAGAGAAGGCGGUUUUCAACCAACAGCCACAGCUCUUCCGAAGCACUUUCUCUUGAGAGCCCCGCCGGUCUAUUCAGUAUGCUGCGGUGGGUCCUGUCAACACCCUGCAUCUCCCACUGCUUUUCCAAGACAGGAUGGUGUUCUGCCUCUUCUAACCCAGGAUUCCAGAUCCCGGAGAGGCAUUUUAAGAAGAGCUGUCUUUUCUGAAGAUCAAAGAAAAUCAUUGGAGAAAAUGUUUCAGAAACAGAAAUACAUCAGCAAAACAGACAGGAAGAAACUGGCCCUCAGUCUGGGUCUGAAGGAGUCACAGGUCAAAAUCUGGUUUCAAAAUCGAAGGAUGAAAUGGCGAAACUCCAAAGAAAAAGAAGUGCUUUCAAACCGAUCCCUGCCAGAGGAACGUCUUCAACAGACCUACCUUUCUAAAUCUUUGAAUUUUACCUCCUCACCAUGUCCUGCCUGGGAAAUAUCUCAACCACAGCCCAGUCCAAGAUGGCAGAAUCUUCCAGAACAUUCAGAGAGACAGAAUAGUAGAAGCGGUUUGCGGCUAUCUACCCGAGCAAACUUGUGUUCUGACACGUUGCAUUUGUAUCAGGAACAAGACACCACAUAG
Messenger RNA from Rhineura floridana, 900 nucleotides. RefSeq names its product developing brain homeobox 2 (gene DBX2). Gene Ontology annotation, molecular function: DNA-binding transcription factor activity, RNA polymerase II-specific; DNA binding. The coding region runs from base 1 to 900 and encodes 299 amino acids. NCBI's taxonomy places the organism in Eukaryota, Metazoa, Chordata, Lepidosauria, Squamata, Rhineuridae. The record is from RefSeq and is a predicted model, not a curated record. The transcript has 4 exons. Gene Ontology annotation, biological process: regulation of transcription by RNA polymerase II.